Vitis vinifera (wine grape) is the source of this 1394-nucleotide messenger RNA. Its product is annotated as ethylene-responsive transcription factor ERF011. Gene Ontology annotation, biological process: regulation of DNA-templated transcription. NCBI's taxonomy places the organism in Eukaryota, Viridiplantae, Streptophyta, Magnoliopsida, Vitales, Vitaceae. The coding region runs from base 485 to 1102 and encodes 205 amino acids. The record is from RefSeq and is a predicted model, not a curated record. Gene Ontology annotation, molecular function: DNA-binding transcription factor activity; DNA binding. The transcript is spliced from 2 exons.
UGUGUAUGUUUCAUCUUAUGUUUUAUUUUGUUCUUUAUUGUUUAAUUUCUUGAUACCCAUAUAAUAUGAUUAUGCACCCAAAGCAGCGGAGGGCACCUUGCCAGCCCAGUCGUGGCUGAAUUAAAAAAAUGAAGUAACCAGGGAAAAAAAAAGGGGCGAAGGUGAUCAGCUUCUGGGGGUGGUUAUUGCGUGUACGGAAAGUCACUGAGAGAAACCCAUCCAUCCACCACCGACCUGCCUCUCUCUCUCUCUAUCUAUAUAUAUAUAACAUAGCUUAAGUCCAACUUGACCCUGACCGCACACUCUAGAUUUUGAUGAGGCGGUCUUGGGCAGGGGCCAAACUGAUGGACUCAUCAUCUUUGAGGACAAACAAAACAAAACGGGGCUUAGUAUUGUGAGGGCUUGGUGUUUGCGUAGUAGAAGCGGAACCAUCCACGUCGGCCAACCCCAGCUCGCAUCACAUGCCCCACAAGCCGCUACGUGGAUGAGAAAACUCCAAAUACCCUUUCAGACUCACAAACAAAGAGAGAAGGGGGAUGAGAUAGGGGACGAUGGAUUAUGUCGGCCAGUGUUGGAUUUAUCUUUAAGGAAGAUCAACGUGGCGGCCUCCCCACUCGACAGAAUAGCAGCCAACUUUGGGGCUGUUUGGGGCACAGAACAAAGGUCGGUUGUGAUGAUGGAAGGCAAGUGUUGUGCGACCACAGAGAAGCGGAAGCAGAGGCAGCAACAAGAGAAGCCUUACAGAGGUAUAAGGAUGAGGAAGUGGGGUAAGUGGGUGGCUGAGAUUAGAGAACCCAACAAGAGGUCCAGGAUAUGGCUUGGUUCAUACUCCACACCGAAAGCCGCUGCCCGUGCCUAUGACACCGCCGUCUUCUGUCUCCGGGGCCGCUCUGCUCGCCUCAACUUCCCGGAGUAUAUAGCGGAAGAAGAUGAGGUUCAGGACUUAUCCGCCGCAUCCAUACGAAAGAAAGCCACCGAAGUCGGAGCUAGGGUUGACGCCAUGGAGACCGCCCUCCACGCAUCAGAACCCAAUUCUAGCAGAGUCUCCGACAAACCCGACUUGAACGAGUACCCUAGCCCAGAAAGUUCAGAUGAUGAUUGACAGCUAUCUCAAACCCACAGAUCAUGAACUUAUGAUCUUGUGUUCCCCUCUAUUACCCAUCUCUUUCUUCUGCAACCAUGGAAGAAGAGAAAAACAAAGGAAUUGUUGCUGGGUAAUCCGAAACUGGAACUAUAAUCCAAAGGAUUAUGUCAAACGGGCAAAGCUGCUUACUCUUUGGUUUUCAUCACUUUGUCAGAUGUAACAACCCAACCCAACAAAGGGGUGUUUAACGGCUAUAGUUAGUUAUUUGAUGAUGGACUUGGUUUUUUUUAUGUUAAUUAUUGUUUACUUA